Molecule: messenger RNA, 3237 nt
Organism: Pantherophis guttatus
Lineage: Eukaryota; Metazoa; Chordata; Lepidosauria; Squamata; Colubridae
Gene: SLC9A3
Product: solute carrier family 9 member A3
Biological process (GO): regulation of intracellular pH; potassium ion transmembrane transport; proton transmembrane transport
Cellular component (GO): plasma membrane; apical plasma membrane; brush border membrane
Molecular function (GO): potassium:proton antiporter activity; sodium:proton antiporter activity
Source: RefSeq, a predicted model, not a curated record
CAACAGCUUUUCACCCUUGGAUACUUAUCUGAUCCAGCCUCUCAUCCAGUUUUCCAUGUCCAAGGAUCCACUUCAGUCAACGAAGACAGCAAGCAAUUUUUGCAGAUAUUCAGUAAUUUGAAAACCUAUUAUUUAAAGACUUUGUCAUGAUGGGCACAAUGCAAGUUUGGGGGAUUUUCUUGGUUUUUUUUCUUUUUCCUGUUGCAGCACAGAUGGAAGACAGCACUCUCGAACAUAAAAAUGAAACUUAUCAAAUCGUCAGUUUUAAAUGGCAUCAUGUCCAGGAUCCUUAUAUUAUUGCUGUCUGGAUUCUCGUGGCCAGUCUGGCCAAAAUUUUUUUUCACUUGUCCCAUAAAGUUACCACUGUGGUUCCAGAAAGUGUUCUCCUCAUUGUCCUUGGCAUCUUCCUGGGUGGCAUUGUAUAUGCAGCUGAUCAUAUUGCCUCCUUCACCCUUACACCAACAGUUUUUUUCUUCUAUCUGUUGCCACCCAUUGUGUUAGAUGCGGGAUACUUCAUGCCAAACCGACUAUUCUUUGGCAACUUAGGAACAAUUCUUCUAUAUGCUGUCAUUGGGACCAUCUGGAAUGCUGCUGCAACGGGCUUAUCCCUUUAUGGAAUCUAUCUUAGUGGAAUAAUGGGUGAACUUCAUAGUAGAUUGCUAGAUUUUCUCUUGUUUGGCAGUUUAAUAGCUGCAGUGGAUCCUGUUGCUGUGAUCGCUGUGUUUGAGGAAGUUCAUGUCAAUGAUGUUCUCUUCAUAAUUGUUUUUGGAGAAUCACUGCUCAAUGAUGCUGUAACUGUGGUGCUGUAUAAUGUGUUUGAGUCUUUUGUUUCAAUAGGAGCUGAAUAUGUGACCGGUGUAGAAUGCAUAAAAGGCAUAGUAUCUUUCUUUGUGGUGAGCCUUGGAGGUACUUUUAUUGGCAUUAUGUUUGCAUUUCUGCUCUCGCUUGUCACUCGUUUCACAAAGCAUGUCAGAAUAAUUGAGCCUGGAUUUGUAUUUGUCAUUUCUUAUCUCUCCUACUUGACAGCUGAGAUGCUGUCAUUAUCUGCCAUCCUUGCGAUAACGUUCUGUGGUAUCUGCUGUCAGAAAUAUGUCAAAGCAAAUAUUUCAGACCAAUCUUCUACCACUGUGAGGUACUCCAUGAAAAUGUUAGCAAGUGGUGCAGAAACUAUUAUUUUUAUGUUCCUGGGAAUUUCUGCUGUUAAUCCUAAAAUCUGGAUUUGGAACACUGCUUUCAUAAUCCUGACACUGGUUUUCAUCUCUGUCUAUAGAAUCAUUGGUGUAGUUAUACAGACUUGGAUUCUAAAUCGCUAUCGAAUGGUACAGCUGGAAAUAAUAGACCAAGUAGUAAUGUCAUAUGGUGGUCUCCGUGGUGCUGUUGCCUUUGCCUUAGUCGUACUUUUGGAUGAAAACAAAGUGCAAGAUAAAAACCUAUUUGUCAGCACAACUAUCAUAGUUGUAUUUUUCACUGUAAUAUUCCAGGGUUUAACAAUCAAGCCUUUAGUGCAAUGGUUGAAGGUGAAAAAAAGUGAACACAGAGAACCCAAACUGAAUGAGAAGCUCCAUAGCAGGGCCUUUGAUCACAUUCUUUCAGCUAUUGAAGAUAUAUCUGGUCAAAUAGGACACAAUUAUUUGAGAGACAAAUGGACCAAUUUUGACAAAGAGAUCCUCAGUAAAGUACUUAUGAGAAGAUCUGCCCAGAAAACUAGAGAUCAUAUUCUUAAAGUUUUCCGUGAGCUCAACAUGAGGGAUGCUAUUAGUUAUGUGGCUGAGGGAGAGCAAAGAGGUUCAUUGUCAUUCAUUCGCUCUCCAAGUAUUGAACACACCGCCAAUGUGGACUUCAGCAUUAUCAACCAAAUGAAGAGAGAGACUUCUGUCACCCAACUACUGAGAGAAACUGCCAGUUCUGUCUGCCUUGAUAUGCAAGCAUUAGAACAGAGAAGGAAAAGCAUUCGAGAUUCAGAGGAUAUAUUUACCCAUCAUACUUUACAACUAUAUCUGUAUAAACCCAGACAAGAGCAAAAAUUUCUGUACAGCCGUCAUGCAAUAACUCUUAAUGAAGAUGAGAAGCAAAAUAAAGAAAUUUUUCACAGAACUAUGAGGAAAAGACUAGAAUCUUUCAAGAGCACAAAACUAGGUUUGAAUCACCAUAAGAAACUAAACAAAAUUCACAAGAAAGACCGUGGCCAAAAAAGGAAAAAUAGUACCGUCAUACCAGAUGGAAACCUACCUGCAUAUGUUAUAACAGACAAAGAAAAUGAGUUUUCUGAACCAGAGGAAAAUGAUUAUGGCUAUUCACAGAUAGGUGGAGCAGUAAAUUUCCUGGAUUACGUCAACAAGGAUAAUUUCACAGAUACAAAUGGCAUUGAUAAUCCAGUAUUUUCAGCUGAUAUUGAGCAAAAUGCCUUCAUGAAGUUUACACCUUGGCUAUCCAGUGAUGAGAUGGUGGUACCUUCCCAAAGAGCCAGAGUACAAAUACCUUAUUCUCCAAACAGCUUUCAAAGACUUGCUCCCAUUCGACUCAGCAACAGAUCCACAGAUUCUUUUUUGCAACUAGAUGGUGCUGAAGAACAACCGAGAAUUUUUCUCCCAGAAUCAACUCACUUGUAAUUUAAGCAUAGCUAAAGUUCUUAUUUUUCAGUCACUCAGACUUUUUGUGAUCUAGCAAAUAGCCAUUUUUUCUUGUUCAGAAUAUCUUUGGUGUUUCUUUAUUUUCUUUCUUGGCAUGAAAAUUCUGCUUUAAAAUCAGUUAAAUAUAUUCUAGAAUAUUAAAGUAGGACUUGUUAAAAUUUGUGGAUUAUGAAUACUAAGCUACUCGUUUGAGAGCUACAGAAUGAAAUAGACAACAUGAGAUGUGGGCAGAACUGAGGGGCAUUGUUACGGUUAGUCCUGGGGUUACAACAGUAAUUGGGAUAUAAUUUAUAUCAUUAAAUAGCAUUGUUAUAAAGUUCAAUGUCAUGGGACCUCAUUGCUUAGUAACUUGGUUGAGUUGGGUGGCUAUAGAAAUUGAAUGAAUGACCAUAGUUUUUUCUUGUUAGCUAUCAUAUGCUUUAUAUUUUUGAUGAGCAAAAUAUAAAUAACGAAUGAUUAAUAAUUCAUUUGCAGCUAGUUCUUUGUUCAAAUUCCUUUGGAAAAUAUUAUAUUUAUGAUACAAUAAGCUGAAGUGCUUUAAACUUUUUCUGAUUUUGUAUUCAUUUAUACAAUAUACCUAUCAAGUAAUAAAUAUGAACAAAAUUGC